CGGCAGAGGGCGGCGGUGUUGCCGGGUGACGGGCCGCGGGAGAGCGGUCCGGGGCUCGGCCUCUCCGGGUCUGCAGAGGCACAUCCAGCUUCCCUGCUCAGCCUUGGGAAGAGUCAGGACCAGACCUGGAAUCAGGGGAGCUCCCAACAGUUCCUCACAGGAGCCAUUCCUGUGUCCCUCUGCUUCCAGCAGCUCCUCACAGGAGCCUCCCCUAUGGACCCUGGCUUCCAAAACACCACUGUGCAUUGAGAUGGAACUGAAGUGGAAUCCUGGAAGAGUUUCUCAUCUGGCCUCAGCUGCAGUACAGGUGACUGACUUGAGUUGGCAAGGCAACCUAAAUCCCAGUCCACUGGUUAAAGAUGAUGGAGAGCUGCUUAUGGAUGAAUACCUUUCCCCUAGGAAAUUGAAAGUUUUGACAGGGGUGGAUGAUCUGCAGCAAGUGAAGACCCUAGAGAUGCGAGUGGAUACCAGAGAGAACACCUUGGGAAGCUUUGGUGCCUAUCUACCUAAUUUGAGAGAAUUGAAGUUGAACCAUAGCUUGCUUGUGUCUGUGAGGGAUCUUGGAACCACAUUGUCUCAUCUCAGUGUCCUGUGGAUGGCUCACUGUGGGCUCUCAGAUUUAGAUGGGAUCUCUUCCUGCAGCUCUCUCAAGGAACUCUACAUAGGCCACAACAAUAUCUCUGACCUGAGCCAGCUGAUCUUGUUGGAUUACCUGGAGGUUUUGGACCUGGAAGGGAACAAUAUUGAGGACAUCAACCAGAUGCAGUACCUGGGACUUUGUUCCAAGCUGAGACGCUUGACAGUGGAGGGCAACCUCAUCUGUCUGAAGCCAACUGCAGAAUCUGCAGAGGAACCAGAUUAUAAUUACAGACUCGAAGUGAAAAAACUCAUUCCUCACUUGGAGUAUUUGGAUGAAAUACCAGCAAGCCAGACUGCUCUCCUUCCUUCCAAAAAGAUGCAUGAGGGUUGGCUGACCAUCAAGGAGUCCAUCAAGGAAGGUGCUUUAGCUGGAGACAUUUCAUGGUUAGAUCCCACUGUUCCUGAUGAACUGGUUCCAGAGGAUGACUCCAGUUAUUUGACACAUGGACUCAGUCAAGUUAUAUGUGGGAACCCCACCAAGGCCCUUUGUGCAAGGAGGCAAAAGUUAGGUCCACCUGCAGUGAGGCCUUUGAAACUCUGUGGUCUGAGGACAGAAAACCUUUAUGGCUGUGGAGGAGGAAGAGAAGAUCUGCACCAGGAAGAUCCAUUCUCCAAACUGAGCAUGCAGAGAAAGCAGCAGAAGUGGUGCCUGCAAACAUCCCAGCAAGAAAAAGCUGCCCAAGCACUGAAAGUGCCUCUUGUUGGUGAGGAAGAGAGUGAAGAAUGCAGCCUGCCUGGCAGCUGUGAAGAUGAGUUGAGAGAGACCUGUGAGAAGGACCUCAUUGAAAGGAUUUCUCUUGAGUCUUCUGGCCACUCCUGUCUCUCCCAGUCUUCCUCAGGUUCAUCACAGGCUCAGAAAGGUGCAGUGUCCUCCAACCUGAACCACUGCCUAAUUCCAUCCCCUCCAAAGUGUCCUUCACCUGCAUCUCUAGCAGGUGUUGCAGCAAGACCCUGGAAAAUGAGGAACCAGAGGGUAAGAUGCCUGAAAACACCCAGCCAAGAGGAGGAUGGGCAGUGGACACAGCAAUGCCAGUCCAGGGCUCAUGGAGAAGUUUUGUCCCAGCCUCUGGGUAAGGAAGUUGCUUUGCUGAGCCAGCACAGCAUCCUGACUGCCUCUGCAUCCACAGGGCUGCACAAACCUGGCAGCACCAGCCAGCAAAGGCCUGCUUCAGGACCAGAAAACGUGGGGUCAACAAGCAUCAGGUAUGCAGACUGCCAGCAGUGUGUCUGAGGAGAACAGAAGGGAAGGAAGGAAAAAGAAGACUCCUGUAUUGUCUCUGGAGUCUCCUCUCAGUUCUAUAAAAAGACACCUUUUAUGUGUGCUGACAUUUACCUUUGAUGUCUAACA
Molecule: messenger RNA, 1987 nt
Organism: Calypte anna (Anna's hummingbird)
Lineage: Eukaryota; Metazoa; Chordata; Aves; Apodiformes; Trochilidae
Gene: LRRC56
Product: leucine rich repeat containing 56
Exons: 13
Coding region: 251-1870 (539 amino acids)
Molecular function (GO): protein binding
Source: RefSeq, a predicted model, not a curated record